GUUUUUUGUUGUAAAGAAAAAACUCUUUUAAUUUGAUUAUAGUAAGUCAGUGUUUGUGUGGUGUUUUUAUAUAGGGCCACACUUCAUGUUCAAUCUGACGAUUGCUAUCUGGGCGUGUGGUCGGUCGACGCUGCAGCCUGCAGUUCUGUGCACCCCCACAAGGUGGCCUCUUUUUCCACCUGAGCACCUGCCCCCAAAAUGUUUGUGCACGCCACUGGCGACCCUGAAGCAACAGAGAUCGUCGUGCUUUUACUUUGAAAAACGACACGCAAAAUGAAGCAGUGACGUUGAUCACGUGAUUCACAGCAGGACGUCACGUCCAUCUGUCAAAGCGGGGGGAGAGUGUUCGUGUGUCCGCUGGAGGUUUCCUCACAACCCGUCCUCAGUUCUGGAUCUACAGAGUCCCUUCAGGAGGACAUGGACCGUCUGGGCAGACCGCUGGGGAUCAACUGGGAGCCUCGGGUCCGGGUCCACAGACCGCUGGGGGUCAACUGGGAGCCUCGGGUCCGGGUCCACAGACCGCUGGGGGUCAACUGGGAGCCUCGGGUCCGGGUCCACAGACCGCUGGGGAUCAACUGGGAGCCUCGGGUCCGGGUCCACAGACCGCUGGGGAUCAACUGGGAGCCUCGGGUCCGGGUCCACAGACCAGACCACCAACCUGUCUGCAAAACCAUUUCUGUUCAUGAGCAGCAACCUCCUCGAGUUAAAGAAGAACCUGAGGAACCAGAACCUCCACGAGUUAAAGAGGAAGAGGAUGAUCUCUCCAUCAGUCAGGAUGAAGAUCAACUUGAAACGAAGCAGGAAACCACAACCUCAGUGGUGACAAGUUGUAUCAAGAAAAGUGAUCAGAUGGAACCAGAACCAGACAAAGACCCGGUCCUCUCUGAGAACAGAAGUCCCACCAGCGAUCCGGACAUCUCUGCAGAGACUGAGACUAACCCUGAAGCAGAUCUGGAGUCUUUUCAAUGUGACAAAUGUGAGAAAAGUUUUAAGAAUAAAUACCACCUAAAAAGACAUCACAGUGUCCACACAGGUGUGAAACCAUAUGUCUGUCAGCUCUGUGGGAAAAGGUUCAAAGAAAGUAGUUACUUACCAGUCCACAGGAGAAUUCACACUGGUGAGAGACCAUUUUCCUGUGACACAUGUGGGAAAAGUUACUACAGUAGUGGUCACUUAAAGGAGCACAAAAGGUGUCAUACAGGUGAGAGGUAUGUUUGUAAAACUUGUGGGAAAAAUUAUUCAAGCUCUUCUGCAUUACACAACCAUCAGUCCAUUCACACAGGAGAGAGGCCCUUUAGUUGUAAACUUUGUGGGAAACAUUUUAGAAUUCAAGAGAAAUUAGACAAACAUAUGAGGGUCCACACCGGGGAAAAACCAUAUUGCUGUGGGAUUUGUGGGAAAUGUUUCAUAGAUGCUUACAAACUAAGGCUCCACACUUUGGUCCACACUGGUGAAAAACCACAUUCUUGUAAAACAUGUGGGAGAUGUUUUGCUACAAAGUGUACAUUAAGCGCACACAUGAAAACUCACACGGGUGAGAAACCGUUUGCUUGUGACAAAUGUCCAAAACGUUAUACUGCUAAAAGAAAUUUGAUAGAGCACAUGAGAAAUCACGUUUUCAAGAAACCUUAUCCUUGUGGUCAGUGUGAGAAACGUUAUAGUGUUAAACAAACUUUGAUGCAGCACAUGAAGAGACACCAUACAGAAGUAGGAUGUUUGUGACAGAUGUUCACACAGGAGAGAAGCCAGAUCCUUGUGGAUCUUGUGGAAUAUUAAUGAUAAAAACAAUGUUUUGGUUUGCAAAGGUUCUUUUUGGUGACACAAGAAAAUCAGCUGUAGUUUUAGUUCUUAAGUCUUUGAACAAGUGCUGCUUUUUGUAAAACAUCUGUAUCUGAAUGACUGAUUCAAAGACUUGUCCUCAGGCAUUCUGCUGAGACAAUCUGGGGUUUUUAAAAUGGAGCUGAAAUCUUUUUUUAUAUUAGUUAAUCUGUGAUGUCUGUUUUGUUUCAACUCCUGUAGAGAACUUUGAGCAGAGUCGUCCUUACAUUCUGCUGUCUAAAUGAUAAACUUUGAUUUAUUUUGAUAACGGGUUAUUUUUCAGUGUUUUGUCUGACAGUCAGGGUCAAACCACUGAUUUCCUGUUUGUUCGACAGGAAACAAGGUCAGAGCUGCAGAUUAUAUCUGAGUUUCAGUUUAAAUAUUUGGAGUUUUACUUUGUGCUGGGAGCCAAAAUCUGAGAUUUUAU
Molecule: messenger RNA, 2245 nt
Organism: Austrofundulus limnaeus
Lineage: Eukaryota; Metazoa; Chordata; Actinopteri; Cyprinodontiformes; Rivulidae
Product: zinc finger protein OZF
Exons: 3
Coding region: 418-1722 (434 amino acids)
Biological process (GO): regulation of cytokine production; negative regulation of transcription by RNA polymerase II; regulation of immune system process
Cellular component (GO): nucleoplasm
Molecular function (GO): DNA-binding transcription repressor activity, RNA polymerase II-specific; RNA polymerase II cis-regulatory region sequence-specific DNA binding
Source: RefSeq, a predicted model, not a curated record